Molecule: messenger RNA, 2223 nt
Organism: Epinephelus moara (kelp grouper)
Lineage: Eukaryota; Metazoa; Chordata; Actinopteri; Perciformes; Serranidae
Exons: 7
Coding region: 301-1422 (373 amino acids)
Molecular function (GO): hydrolase activity, hydrolyzing N-glycosyl compounds
Source: RefSeq, a predicted model, not a curated record
AGCAUCACUCGCGCUCUGGAAAUUUAGGAGCUCAAAUUAAAGUUGCAUGGUUUUCUAAAAACCCAGUAAUGUGGUGAUCUUAUUGAAAAACGGUUACAUAUACCGGAAGUAGACCUUUAUUGUAUUAGCACCCCGUAUUUAUAAUCUCUAAUUACACAACACGUAAUGUGGUCUACAGGCUGAGAGCUGCCUUUGUAACACCACACAGUCUGAACAGGUGCUGCUCGGCUCAGUUUCUGGUGCUCAGAGAUGAAGACAGAGUGAGACCUCUGCUCUUCUCUCUGAUCUCCAUCUGUCUGCAUGGCGCGGAUAUUCUACUGCCUUACAACUACAUCUCUCAUCUACUGCGGGACUGUGAGGAGGUUGACUGCAGCUGACCAUUGGUGGCUCCAGUCCGUGAGAGGAAGAGUAGCAGCCGUCAAACAUUACACUUCAUCUUCUCCACACUCAGGGACAGGGUCCAUGAUGAAGAAGAAGCUGCUGGUGGAUGUAGACUGUGGGGUUGACGAUGCUCAGGCCAUCAUGUUGGCGCUGGCCGCCCCCAACGUGGAGCUCCUAGGCGUCACCUGUGUGCACGGAAACACCACAGUGGAGAAUGUGUGCAAGAACGCACUGCGAGUUCUGCAAGCCUGCAAUAAACUGGAGAUUCCAGUGUUUAAAGGUGCAGCUAAGCCGAUCCUUGGGAACAGCCUCAGUGUGGGACACUUCCACGGGCAGGAUGGGCUGGGAGACGCUCCCGACCCCAACGCUCCUGGUCUGGAGCUGGUCCAGAAGGAGGGCGCUGUGUCAGCCAUGAUCAGGAUUGUCAAUGAAAACCCAGGAGAGGUAUCUCUGGUUGCCACGGCACCCCUCACCAACCUGGCUCUGGCUGUGAGGAUGGAUCCGUCUCUACCGAGCAAACUCAGAGGGCUCUACAUCAUGGGAGGCAACACUGAAUCUCGAGGAAACACCACAGUGUGUGGUGAGUUCAACUUUGCUGCUGAUCCAGAAGCUGCGUACAUCGUACUGAACGACUACCAGUGUCCCACCUACUUGGCCUGCUGGGAGUUCACCUGCUACAGCAAGCUGUCCUGGGAGUUUUGCGACGCCUGGUUGGCACAGGACACUGAGAAAGCUCACUUCAUGGCGCGGAUCUUCCGCCACAGCAUCGUGGCAUCAAAAAACGAAAGCCUCGACAAAGUCUUUAUUACCGGCUCAGGUUUCGUCUCCUGCGACUCGUACGCCGUGGCAGCCGCCGUGGAUGAUUCAUUCAUCACAGAGAGCGACCAAUAUCCAGUGAGCGUGGAGCUGGCCGGCACAUACACCAGAGGCAUGAUGGUAGUAGAUACUGUGGGCUUCUUGAAGAAGGCGCACAAGGCUUUUAUCAUGAAGAAGGUGGAUUUGAAGAAGUUUGAAGAGAUGAUGAUGGCUGCUUUACAGUAAUGAGGCAUUAUAUUAAAUAUUAUAUUACAUAAAGUUUUUCAUAGCACAACACACACACUCAUCCAUUCAGAAAAAGCUCCAGCCAAUAACAGCUCCAGUUUUUUCAGUGUUACAUUUUUCUUUGGUGCAUUGUGCGUUCUUAAACAUUUGGUAGUUCUUUGUUACCCACUUUCUUGAGACGUGUCCUUUAAAUGAGGUUGUAAAGCCGCUCAUACACUGACCCACAGACCUUGAUGUGAGCAGUUUCAUAUAGGAACUGUUCCUUUUUGUCAAACUACACUUGGAUGAAAGGCUCGUGCUCGUGACAGUGUCAGAUGUAAACAUUAAUGGCGUCCUCCUUGGCUGAGCUGUAACGUUAGCUAGCUCAGUGGUGCUAGGUGAGCUAGCAGUAGAUGCACGUUUCCUUCUGCACACUGAUACGGUUGGUGGGUGUAAUUCAAUAGAGAGAAAAUAGUUCCAACAUGAAACUGCUCACAGUAAGGUCCGUGGUCUAUGUUGAUUAACCAGGUCAGAAUAUACAUGAUUGUUUUUUUUAUUUUUUUUUUAUGGUGUAUAUGUUGUAAUGGGUAUCAGGUCUCAAGGGGUAAUUAGUGGUCAUCAUCACUGUAUAUGGUAGCAACCUGUCUUUGUCUGAUCAGGUGUUCCACCCCGAAGGAAAAACAGUUUUUGAUUGCUGAAGCAGCUUGUUACUGUGGGAGUUGCACAUGUUGUUUUUUGACUAGUAUUGGAAACACGUUCGAGUUUAAUGGACACUGACAAGUUUGUGAUGGAAAAUAAAUGGACAAAGUGUUGAACUAGCAA